Plutella xylostella (diamondback moth) is the source of this 1533-nucleotide messenger RNA. Its product is annotated as G-protein coupled receptor dmsr-1-like. Gene Ontology annotation, molecular function: G protein-coupled peptide receptor activity. Gene Ontology annotation, biological process: G protein-coupled receptor signaling pathway. Gene Ontology annotation, cellular component: plasma membrane. The record is from RefSeq and is a predicted model, not a curated record. Lineage: Eukaryota; Metazoa; Arthropoda; Insecta; Lepidoptera; Plutellidae.
UGAAGUGUGCUACGUACACCCUAAUAAAGAUCACACAGUAAACGCCAAGAUGACAACGGAAAAUGUGCCAAACUUCACCACAAUCAAGACUCACAAUCGCAGUGCAAGUCACAAGCCACUCGACUGGACAGCACUGGUAGAUGGGUUGAGGAAUUCUUUCAACUUGACUAGGACGGCGGAGGCGAGUUGCAACUAUUGUGAAGGAAGCUUCAGGGAUGUCAUACUUGCAUACAACAGCAUCCAUGGGUAUAUCAGUAUUAUAGUGUGCACGGUGGGCAUCCUGGCCAACCUGCUGAACGUGGCGGUGCUGACGCGGCGCGAGCUGGCGGCGGCGCCCAUCAACCGCCUGCUGAAGUGGCUGGCCGUGGCCGACGUCUUCGUGAUGCUGGAGUACGUGCCCUUCGUCGUCUACCGGUAUCUGAUCCUGCCAGGUGCGAGUGAGAUGCCGUACCGCUGGGCCGCGUACCUGCUGUUCCACAUGCACUUCGCGCAGAUCUUCCACACCGCCUCCAUCUGUCUCACUCUCUCGUUGGCUAUUUGGCGAUAUCUGGCGAUCAAGUACUCGGACAGGAACCACAUCCUGUGCACGGAGCGGCGCUGCAGUCUCGCCAUCGUGAGCAGCUUCCUGCUGCCGCCCGUGCUGUGCAUCCCGACAUACAUGGUGUUCGACAUCCACCGAGCGUGGGUCCUGGAGCCGACGGGGCUCACAGUGCUCUACCACGUGGACUCCAACGUGGACGGGCAGCUCUACCAGGUCAACUUCUGGGUCCACGGGGUCAUCGUGAAGCUGCUGCCGUGCUGCAUCCUCACCGUCAUCAGCGUCUGGCUCAUCCGGGAGGUGUACCGCGCCAACCAGCACCAGAAGAAGAUCCGGGUCUACAACCCGUGCCCGACCAAUGUCAAAAACAUGAAGCGACAGUACAAAGCUGAUAAGAGAACCGACAGGACGACGAAAAUGCUGGUGGCCGUUCUUCUUUUGUUUCUGGCUACGGAGCUGCCGCAAGGGAUCCUGGGGCUGAUGAGCGGCGUGCUUGGCAGGUGCUUCUUCAAGCGCUGCUACGACUUGUUCGGGGAGCUGAUGGAUGCGCUGGCGCUGCUGAAUGGGGCCAUAAACUUCGUGCUGUACUGCUGCAUGUCGCGGCAGUUCCGCAUGACGUUCGGGCAGCUGGUGGGGCCGCGGCGCCGCCCGUGGCCCGCCCCCGCCGCCUCGCACUCCGACGGACAGAACACAGCGAAAUCAUUCCUACCGUGAGGGCGGCUCAUGCAAGAGAAACAAGAUCUAAUUCUACAACACUUUCUGUAAAUAAACAUGAGUAGAUUUGUUUAAAUGAUAAUUUACAUACUUAGUAAUAAGAAGGUUCUUAUUCAUGUUACUAGCGUAUCAUAUACCUACGUGUUAAACUGUGAAAGUAUGUACACUCACGGGCAAUGAAAAGGUUCCACUGAGAAAAUCACCAAAUUAAUUCUAAACGGAAAAGGCUAGCUUAAUUACGCCUUCUGCAACAUUGAAGUACAUUUAACAGAGAAUCAGGA